Molecule: messenger RNA, 5878 nt
Organism: Mirounga angustirostris (Northern elephant seal)
Lineage: Eukaryota; Metazoa; Chordata; Mammalia; Carnivora; Phocidae
Gene: DCP1A
Product: decapping mRNA 1A
Exons: 10
Coding region: 40-1842 (600 amino acids)
Biological process (GO): positive regulation of catalytic activity; deadenylation-dependent decapping of nuclear-transcribed mRNA; deadenylation-independent decapping of nuclear-transcribed mRNA
Cellular component (GO): P-body
Molecular function (GO): mRNA binding; enzyme activator activity
Source: RefSeq, a predicted model, not a curated record
AGUUGAAGGUGCUGACGCAGCUGGGGGAACUUUGCCUCGAUGGCACCUUCCUGUCCGCGACUCCGCCCCCGCCGGAGGGGCUCGGCUCGGGAAUUCAAGAUGGAGUCGCUGAGUAGAGCUGGGCAGGAGAUGAGCUUAGCGGCCCUGAAGCAACACGACCCCUACAUCACCAGCAUCGCAGACCUCACGGGCCAGGUCGCUCUGUACACCUUCUGCCCCAAGGCCAACCAGUGGGAGAAGACUGAUAUAGAAGGGACCUUAUUUGUAUAUCGAAGGUCAGCCUCACCUUACCAUGGUUUUACCAUUGUGAAUCGACUGAAUAUGCACAAUCUGGUUGAACCAGUGAAUAAAGAUUUGGAAUUUCAGCUCCAUGAACCAUUUCUUCUAUAUAGAAAUGCAAGCUUGUCAAUAUACAGCAUCUGGUUUUACGACAAGAAUGACUGUCACCGCAUAGCCAAACUCAUGGCCGAUGUUGUAGAAGAGGAGACACGGCGGUCCCAGCAAGCAGCUCGGGACAAGCAGAGUCCUAGCCAGGCCAACGGCUGCAGUGACCACAGGCCCAUUGACAUCCUGGAGAUGCUAAGCAGAGCCAAGGAUGAAUAUGAGAGGAAUCAGAUGGGCGACUCCAAUAUCUCCAGCCCUGGGUUACAGCCAAGUACUCAGCUCUCCAAUCUGGGAAGCACUGAGACUCUAGAAGAGAUGCCAUCGGGGUCACAAGAUAAGUCUACUCCAUCUGGACACAAACAUCUGACAGUGGAAGAAUUAUUUGGAACCUUUUUGCCAAAGGAACAGCCAACUGUUGUGGGUCUGGAUUCAGAAGAAGUGGAGAAGCUGCCAGGAGAUGCCUCCCAGAAAGAGUCCAGCUCAUUCCUACCAUUUUCCUUCGAGCAGUCAGGAGGAGCCCCUCAGUCGGAAAACCUGGGUGUCCAUCCUGCUGCCCACCACUCAGUCCCACCUGAAGCCCCCACCCCGGUGCUGAUCACUCCUGCCUCCAUCACACAGUCCGGUGACAAACAGGCCCCAGGCUAUGCCAUCCCACUGCGCCCUGUGCUCAGUCCCACUCUACCAGCAGAAGCUCCUACAGCACAGGUUGCCCCCAGCUUACCCCGAAACCCCACCAUGAUGCAGGCGGUGAAGACCACGCCAAGACAGAGGUCUCCGCUGCUGAGCCAGCCAGUCCCUGAGCUGAGCCACGCCAAUCUGACUGCCACCCAGAGCCCCUUCAGGGCCCCCCUGAGCGUGACAAACACAGCUGGUACAUCCCUCCCAAGCGUGGAUCUUCUCCAGAAACUCAGGUUGACCCCACAGCAUGACCAAAUACAGACACAGUCACUUGGGAAAGGUGCCGUGGCACCCAGCUUUUCCCCAGCAGCUGGCCAGCUGGCCACGCCCGAGAGCUUCAUAGAGCCCCCCUCUAAGACCGCAGCAGCUCGAGCCUCAGCAUCCCUGAGCAACAUGGUGCUUGCUCCCCUUCAGUCUAUGCAGCAAAACCAGGAUCCUGAAGUCUUUGCCCAGCCUAAGGUGUUAUCCAGUGCCAUCCCGGUCGCAGGCCCCACACUGGUUACUGCAACAACCAUGGCAGUGUCUUCAGUCCUGUUGUCCCCAAGUGUUUUCCAGCAGACAGUUACAAGAUCCACAGACCUCGAGAGGAAAGCAAGCGCCCCUUCUCCACUGACUGUUGGAACAUCAGAAAAUCAGAGAAAGCCUUCCAUUAUUCUCAGCAAGUCUCAGCUCCAGGAUACAUUAAUACAUCUAAUAAAGAAUGAUUCCAGCUUCCUCAGUACACUUCACGAAGUCUACUUGCAGGUUCUGACCAAGAACAAAGACAACCACAACUUAUGACUGGAGCAGAAUAAAUCCGAAGGCAGAAUGUCGACCUCAGAAACAAAUAGGCCUCAUCAUGGAAACUUCUAAACAGAACAUUGAGUUUUGAGAAUCCUGAAAUUGAGCCUAUGAGAAAUAGACUCAUUCCUUAAGAAUGUUUUCCAAGUGACGUUCUCAGUGAUAAUGGAGGUUUCACUGUGAAGCAUCACCAGCAGACCUUUGUUUUGACAAGAAAAAAAAAAAAAAAAACCAUUGUGUUAAGUUGUGUGGGUGUUUUCAUCAGCUCUAAGAAAGGAUGUGAAAUAAGGAGUCUGGUUUUCAGCUUGCUUUCACCCUCAAGGUCUUAGGGAGGAGAGGUCACCAGCCUUGCAGCAGAGUUCAGCCCAGCCCGCAACCCUUCCCUUGCUCCUCCCUCCUAGAAAUUUGAGCCUUAGGCUGAUAGUCAAGUUCUGAACAGAGCAGAAGUCAGCUCUGUGCAAAGUAGCUUUGAGUUUUAAGGAUCAGAGUUUAAGUUGGCAAAUUAGGACUGAUUUGUUCAAGUGAGGUGUAUUUUUAUGAAUGCCCCAUUUGGGCCUUAAGAGAUCUGAAAUUUCUCAGUUGUGUCUUGUUCUUAAGUGUCCCCAGUGCUGCCCCGCAGCAGGCUCCCAGGGCAGUGGUACCAUGUGACUAGGGCCCCGCCAGGCUCUGUGAUGGUAUGGGAGGAGCAUCUUUGAAGCAAAGGCUGGGGCUGGUGAAGACUGAAUUCCAUCAGAAACCUUCACUUUAAGUUAAACUCUUGAGUGGUUUUGAAAAUGUUUUGUGUGAAGUAUAGCCUUACUUUCCUUUUCUGUCUAAACACAGAAGUCCUUGUUGAUUGUUUUCCUUAACACUUUGACAAAAGGACCGGUGGACCAAUCUAACAAAGCCAUUCUGGUUCCAUUCCUCGAGUCUACUGAGAGUAGUUUUAAAGCUAUGCAGAAAAGGGAGCUGUUAUUCACACUGCCCUUACUUUAUUAUAGAAUAUGGAGUUUAAAACAAAGUGUGAAAAUCAGAACUUUACCAAUGUAUUCCUAGGCUGUGAGUACUUUUGCAGCCCAAAGUGUGAAAAUAUGUAAAGAUGCUUUGUUAUGCUGCUAUUGACCUGCCAUGAUUUAUAUUUAUUCUUUUAUGGCAUGUAAUGGUGAUUAGUAAUAUUUUAAUGUAGAUUUUGAUUUAUUUCAGCAAUAGUAAUUUUAAGAUACUCUUUGAAUGAAAGUGUCUUCGUUUCUAUGAUACAGAUCAUUUUGUAGUAUUUAACCAAUUAAGAUGCACUGCUUACUUUUCUGAGCACUAUUUAAUGAUGGGGUAAAAACCCAGUUGGCUCAACCAGCUAGCAUAAGGAUUAGCUGUGAAUAAUGCUGAUGGAUGUGGUGGUUCCUCGGGAACAAUCAUUUAAGCUUUAAUGGUAACUCAAUCAUAAAUCCAUAGAUUUUUUUUUUUCUAGCUGAGAUUUUAGAAAAUUACUUGUGAAUUACAUGCUUGUUUUAGUUUGGCCUUAGUUUUUUUUAGCAUAAAGAAUACUUUGAUUGGCUUUUGUUAAUCUAAACAUGCUUCCUGGGCAGUUUUCUCUUGCUGUCUAUGUAGUUAUUUGUGAAUUGUGCAGCAGUCAGGGAAGCUUAUAAGUUCUCAUACUUGAUGGGGAAGAGUUUGUUUUCAAAGGUAGUGUGUAAAUCCAGCAACCAAAAAUGAAUUGCUCGUACAUCACCCAGGAAGGAGAAUGUUGAAGUAAGAUCCAGAGUGUUGCUUACACCAGGAGAUGGUGUUGGGGGAGCCACGUGACUGUUCUCAGAAAACAGGUUUGAUCGCACCCCCAGUGUUGUUUCGGUGGGCUUUGGUACAUGGAAGAAUCAAGGGAUUCUUGUUGUAAUAGACAUUUGACUUGAAAUGAUUUGAGUAUGUGUAAUAUUAUGAGAGAGUUAAGAGAGAAUAUCCUAAAGAGGGUCUGUAAUCAAAUCUGUUAAUUUUCGCCCUUUCAUCCAAGGAAUGAAUAUGAUAGACAGGAAAGAGAAUCUAUGAUAAGUUUUCUUUAGUGGGAAAAUAAACUUUGAAGUGCCCAAGUCAUGGAGACUUGAAAAGGGUCAACCUGUUUCAACUCCCAAAUUUAUGUAUUCAAGGGAUUUACUUAAAAUUCAGAAGCCAGAAGUUCACCAUCAUGAUUUCCAGGAGGUUUGGGCCAGAAUGAGUCCCUGAAAAGUCAGGCCAAGCCUGACUCGUCGCAGUCGGAUGACCCUGGCCCGAAAAUCACAGUUCAGUUGCCUUAUUCCUCGGUCAGACUUCCUAUCCAGAACCUCACGCUAGCUUAGGUUGCAUGUGUCCAUAGCUGCCAUGACUUUUACUGGAACCUUUGUUUCAAUCUUAGUUAAAUCAAAGUGGACACCAAGACGCAGAUGGUUCUUGCCAGGUUUUGCAGUUAGACCACCGUGUGUGUCCGUGGGCCCACCCCCAACCGCAGUGGGUAGCACUGCUCUUUUGUUGUAGUUAACGUGACGUCUUUGGAUAGACUCCCGCACCUCCCAGACAGCCUUGUUCCUGCAGGAACAAGGGCAUUCUUCCAGAGAUUUGUAAAGUGGGACUUUGAAUCCUUAAGUUUUCAAGCGACUGUCAGUGUUAGAAGAAGCAUUUCAUACUGUGUGCAUGGGAGUGUCCUCAGCUCACCGUGCGAGCCUUUGGGGUGGCCAUCACAGAGUGGGGUUUUUCAAAGAGCCCAAAUUGAUGGAUCCUUCUCUGCUGAAGGCCACACAGGCCUCAUUUAGAAUGUGUCUGGCCCGGGCGCCUGGGUGGCUCAGUUGGUUGGGCAACUGCCUUCGGCUCAGGUCAUGAUCCUGGAGUCCCGGGAUCGAGUCCCGCAUCGGGCUCCCUCCUUGGCAGGGAGUCUGCUUCUCCCUCUGACCCUCCCCCGUCUCAUGUGCUCUCUCUCUCUCAUUCUGUCUCAAAUAAAUAAAAUCUUUAAAAAAAAAAAAAAAAAAAAAAAAAAGAAUGUGUCUGGCCCAAUUUUGCAUGUCAAGCAUCUGUUCUUUUUCUGCCUAGCUUUCCUUGUAAAAAUCGGAAACCCUAUCGAAUCCUAUACUAGGUAAUAUGUUUAAACCAUGCAGCUUUAUUUCUCUCCCCACCCCUCCUCCAAGAAUGUAGUUUGAAGUUUUCUCAUUCGGGUAGUAGAGGCCAUAACCGCCAUUGUGUUAACUAAUAAUGCAACAUGAAUUUGAAGGUGCCUAACUGCUUAAAAAACAAAAUCAGCCAUCACACAGUAACUGGGCAAAACGUAGAAACAGAGGAAUGAGAGGAGGCAACAGGCACAAGGGGGCCCAGUCCACGGGAGUGAGGACAAGGGAUCACAGGGACAAGGGUCCUGCCUUCUUGCUGCGUAUUUGCUGCUGAGCACGUGUUUCGUUCUUACCUAUCUUUGGUUUUCUUCGGUUGUGUUCAAAGUACCUUCUGGAACCAAUAGUGCCCUGCAUUUUCAGGUGUGUAAAAUGUUAAGAUCUAAAUCAAGGAAGGCAACUUACACUGGGCUUUUUAAAAGCUGUGUUUGAGAACAUUUCCCUGAGUGGGCCGGGGCCUCAAGGAGCCUGUUUUCCAGCAAAUUCAGCAGGAGAGAGGUGUGCAAUGUUUCACUCGGUUUUCUAUUUGACAUCUUCAUUUGAAAUGCUAAGAUGCAAUAUCGUUCACUUUGAAUGGGGAAAAUGCAAAAUUGUGUUUCCCUUUUAUCUGUGUGAUUCCUUAAGAAACGUGUUUUUACAGUAUGUGUUCUCAGUGGUUUUUUAUUCUGUAUUACUGCUUUGGCCGUGCGGCUCUCAUGACUUUCAGCGUACUGGAUUCUCAGCUCCCUGAAGUGUGGGGCUGAGAAGCUCUGGAAUUACCGCAAGAUUUUUGUUCCAUGAGCGCAAUACUGCAUCAUUAACAUUUUUAAUGGUAUGGAUUUUAUACCAUCUGUGUAUGUUUGCAAAUAUUAAGUUAUUACAUGUUUUCAAAUGAGCAUUUUUCAUCCUAAAUUUUAUAUGUUUGCAAAUAUAUUUUUUUAAUAAAAGUUCAAAACCAA